Molecule: messenger RNA, 1887 nt
Organism: Cladocopium goreaui
Lineage: Eukaryota; Dinophyceae; Suessiales; Symbiodiniaceae
Source: the annotation of a GenBank genome assembly
AUGGGGCAGCGGCUUAGCUUGACGACGCUGUGCGGCCGUCGGGCUCGGCUACGGCAGCGUGCACACCUGGCAGCAUGUCAGACAUGUCAAGCGGCUAGGGCGGAUGGGAAGCAGGGCUACGAGGUCGCACGCUUGGCUGCCGAAGCGGCACAGCAAGCGGUGAUGGGAUUCGGUUUGCCCUACUGUGAGGUAGCAGCGGUUGCAUUCAAGGCGGCAUCAGAAGCGGCCAAGGAGAACAGCUUGAGCCAUGCCCUGUUGGGCAUUGCCAGCGAAGCCGCUGGCAAGGCUGCCAUGGCUUCUGGGGCCAGCAUUCCGGAGGCCUCCCUUUGUGCGGGGGAGGUGGCCGCAGCUGAGGCCAUGUUGAAAGGGAGUCUACCAUGUUUUGCUGCCGAGCAAGCAGGUGAAGCAGCCGCCCAAGCAGCCUUGGCUGCAGGCGCUGCCCACCAGGAGGCGACGAAGCUCGCUUCCCAAGCAGCGGCCAAGGUCGCUUCCAGUGCUGCGCGCGCGGAUGGCGUUUCAGCGGACGAUGCAGGAGAAAUUGCCAGGGAGGCAGCGAAGAGAGCUGAACACUUUGCUUUGCACCUGACACCUGUAUCGGUCUUGCUGACGCCUGGCAAUGAGCCAGAGUCCGAGAGCCAGGACCCGUCGCAGUUCACGCAUUCGCAGCAAUCCCGCAGCGAUCAUGACCGUGACGUGGGGAUGCCUGGAGCGCCGGAAGCAUGGGAGGGCAAGGGCGGCCCUUCGGUCAGGCCCGUCGCUGCCGCCAGAGUUAAGGCAGUGACGGCGCAGAACUUGUAUGCGAAAGUCUGGUGGUUACCCCUGAGUCCUCUGCAGGAGAAGUGCAUGGCGACUUUGUUGGGUCCUCCCUGCGGCUCUGACGAGGCGCCACUGCGCCCGGUCACCGGAACGGAGCUGCAAGGCGUGCUCUGCGCUGGUGAAGUGGCUCAAGGACUGGGUGUUUUCGCGGCCAAAGACUUUGCUGCGGGGGAAUUGUUGUGUCGCGUGCCCCCAGAAGCUCUUCUGAUUGCAGGCGACGGCGAAUCCUUGGCCCAAAGAUAUUUGCAAGAACGUUCUCGAGCGGAUUCUGAUUCGUUCCAAGCUUACUGGCCAUCCCUACCGGCCAAGGAGGAGUUGGCUCCGCUCCAUCCCUUGCAUUGGCCGCCCGUGCUUCGAAGACCGGAGUAUGUGGCUGAGUUGUUGCGGGGGAGUCUGGCGGCGCAGCGCACCUUUCAGGCGCGACUGACUGGAGAGGUCGAAGAGUCGAUGUUGGAAGCGUUGCUGGUCGUCGACUCCAGGUCCUUCAACAUCACGGAUGAGAAGGGUCGGGUGCUUCGGGCGUUGGUGCCAUUUAUUGACCUGGUCAACAGCUUCGUGCCAUUGACCUCCGCCGCCAACAGCUGGAAUUGCUGGUUCCGCGGCAACUUGGAAGAGGGUGCAAUGCUGCAUGCUGAGCAUUCCAUCCCCAGAGGAACGGAGCUGGUCCAUUGCUAUGGAACCUUUUCUUCAGCCGAAUUAUGGGCCACUUACGGAUUUCUUCCGUUGGAAGCGAUGGAGAGUCCGGAUGAGGCUCCGCUGAUCUCUGUUCCUCUGGGGUCUGGUGGCGUCCAACCUGACCAGCUGAAGCAGUUGAAGCAGAAGCUGGAACCAAGGCAUUGGCUGGAUGAGCAAACCCUGCUGUUUGAGAUCCCCUGGGAUCUGGAGGAUGGACCUUUGGACCAGGUACUGGAGCUGAAUUGGCCUGGAAGGGAAGCUGAAGUGUUAGCAGAGAGGUUGGAGGUGGCCUUGCAAGCGAAUCAAGAAGCAGCCAAGUUGCAGCGCGCCGCGCUGCAGCUGCUUCGCAACGAGCGGCCCCUUUUAGAAGAAGAGCUGGCCGCUCUCCAAGGUUGA